CGUCUUUUUUCAAUCUCCGAACUCAUUGCGCACAUACCACAAGUCGAAUUCUGGAUAUUGAAAAUGGCAACCAAUACCAACUCGCCAGAAACCACACGAAUUCCUAACGAUCAGAAUAAACUCCUCUGUCUUACUAUUUGCGGUUAUCGCAAACCCGGCAUGAGUGAGGAAGCCUAUCGACACCAUAUGACGAACAUCUCGGCGCCGAUGACCAAGGACUUGAUGGCGCAAUAUGGAAUUGUGCGAUGGACCCAGAUCCACAAUACAUCUGCCACACGCGCACAAAUGGCCGAGCUUUUUGACCCUCAAUUCGCCAAUGUGGCAGAUUAUGACUGCUUCAGUCAAGCCGUUUUCAAGAGCGUCGAAGAUUACAAAAGGAUGAAACAGGACCCAUGGUACAAGGAACAUCUCAUGGGCGACCACGAGAAUUUCGCGGACACCAAAAGGAGUCGCAUGACAAUCGGCUGGUACCAAGAGUUCGUGAGGAAUGGACAAGCCGUCAACGAAGGCGAAUAGUGAUAUUUUGAUACAGUCCCAGACUUAUCUCAGUUGUAAAGGAUAGUACCCAGCAACUUAUGUCGUC
Molecule: messenger RNA, 583 nt
Organism: Truncatella angustata
Lineage: Eukaryota; Fungi; Ascomycota; Sordariomycetes; Amphisphaeriales; Sporocadaceae
Product: EthD domain-containing protein
Exons: 3
Coding region: 64-516 (150 amino acids)
Molecular function (GO): oxidoreductase activity
Source: RefSeq, a predicted model, not a curated record